This is a messenger RNA of Eubalaena glacialis (North Atlantic right whale), 915 nucleotides long. Its product is annotated as dihydrofolate reductase-like. The record is from RefSeq and is a predicted model, not a curated record. Bases 1 to 915 code for a protein of 304 amino acids. NCBI's taxonomy places the organism in Eukaryota, Metazoa, Chordata, Mammalia, Artiodactyla, Balaenidae. Gene Ontology annotation, cellular component: mitochondrion. The transcript has 4 exons. Gene Ontology annotation, molecular function: dihydrofolate reductase activity; NADP binding. Gene Ontology annotation, biological process: glycine biosynthetic process; tetrahydrofolate biosynthetic process; dihydrofolate metabolic process.
AUGUGCCCUGAAGGAGCCGGGCGAGGGGAUGUGGGCCAGGCCCGGACAGCACCUCCUGCACCUGCCCAGGACAUGUUCACCGUCCCCACCCGCACACUGGUACGCUGGUACCUGUGUGAUCAGCACACUUGGGCUGGACCCUCAGCCCCAUCUUGGAUCUGUGCCUCCACACCGUUCUCCAUCACGGCCCACAGCCCCCCAGAGCCAGUGGGAAAAUCCACUUUCAAGACAGGAAGAGACACAGGCCUGAGCCACAGAAGCCUCACGCUCACCUCUCAGAAGGCCCCAGGAGGACCCAGCUCCAACAGUGGAAACACCAAGCAGUCCUCGGAAAUGUUUUCUGCUGAUGUUGUGGUUCGUCCGCUAAACUGCAUUGAUGCUGUGUCCCAGAACACGGGCAUAGGCAAGAACGGGGACCUACCCUGGCCCCGGCUCAGGAAAGAAUACAGGUAUUUCCAAAGAAUGACCACAACCUCUUCAGUAGAAGGUAAACAGAAUUUGGUGAUUAUGGGCAGGAAAACCUGGUUCUCCAUUCCAGAGAAGAAUCGAACUUUAAAGGACAGAAUUAAUAUAGUUCUCAGUAGAGAACUCAAGGAACCUCCACAGGGAGCUCAUUUUCUUGCCAAAAGUCUGGAUGAUGCCUUAAAACUUAUUGAGCAACCAGAAUUAACAAAUAAAGUGGACAUGGUCUGGAUAGUGGGAGGCAGUUCUGUUUAUAUGGAAGCCAUGAGCAGGCCAGGCCAUCUUAGACUAUUUGUGACAAGGAUCAUGCAGGGAUUUGAAAGUGACACAUUUUUUCCAGAAAUUGAUUUGGAAAAAUACAAACUUCUCCCAGAAUAUCCAGGUGUUCCUUCUGAUGUCCAGGAUGAGAAAGGCAUUAAGUACAAACUUGAAGUAUAUGAAAAGAACAAUUAA